Messenger RNA from Oryza brachyantha (malo sina), 1450 nucleotides. RefSeq names its product probable pectinesterase 55. Lineage: Eukaryota; Viridiplantae; Streptophyta; Magnoliopsida; Poales; Poaceae. Gene Ontology annotation, molecular function: pectinesterase activity. Gene Ontology annotation, biological process: cell wall modification. The record is from RefSeq and is a predicted model, not a curated record.
AUGAAGCAGGCGCUGGCCAUAAUAGCCCUGCUCAUUGGAAUCGGAGCUCUAGUUAUCAUGGCCGUGAGCCCCCCGAUUUGCCAUGCUGCAGGAGCAGCAGGAAGUGGUGGUGGCGCUGGUGCCACUGUGGCGAGAAGCGUCUUCGUGAACCAGCAGGGCGGCGCUGAUUUCAGCAGCGUCCAGGACGCCAUCAACUCCGUCCCCUUCGGCAACGGCCAGUGGAUCCGGAUUCACGUCGCCGCCGGCGUCUACAAGGAGAAGGUGAGCAUACCGGCGAACAAGAGCUUCAUUUUGCUGGAAGGCGAGGGGAGGCAGCAGACGUCGAUCGAGUGGGAGGACUACGCCGGCGGCGGGGACUCCGGCACCGCCGACUCGCCGACGUUCGCCUCGUACGCCGCCGACUUCAUGGCCCGCGACAUCACCUUCAAGGUCGGUCGUCGGUGUCGAUCUGUCUCUCCGGCUCACCACAGCUGCACGACGACGAUGACGACGAGGUGGUCGUGACAGUGCGCGUUUUGUCGCCGUCGUUCUUGUUGUUUGAUGCAGAACACGUACGACGUGGUGGGGAGGAUGGCGCCGGCGGUGGCGGCGCUGGUGGCCGGAGACCGGUCGUCGUUCUACCGGUGCGGGUUCGUCGGGGUGCAGGACACGCUGUGCGACCUGCUGGGGAGGCACUACUACGAGGGCUGCUACAUCGAGGGCGCCGUCGACUUCAUCUUCGGGGAGGGCCAGUCCAUCUUCCAGAGCUGCGACAUCGCGACGGCGAGGUCGCCGGUGGCGGCGCCGGGGUACAUCACGGCGCAGGGCCGGAGCAGCGCGUCCGACACGAGCGGAUUCGUGUUCAAGUCGUGCACGGUCGGCGGCGCCACCCCGGCGUACCUCGGCCGCGCGUGGCGGGGCUACGCCCGCGUCGUCUUCUACCACACCGCCAUGUCCGCCGCCGUCGUCAGCCUCGGCUGGGACGCCUGGGACUACAAGGGCAAAGAGGAGACGCUGGAGAUGGUGGAGUCGGGGUGCACGGGGCCGGGGUCGAACAGGGCGGGGAGGGUGCCAUGGGAGAAGACGCUGAGCGCGGAGGAGCUCGCCAAGCUCGUCGACAUCUCCUACGUCUCCGGCGACGGCUGGCUCGCCGCGCAGCCACGGUAGCCUCUGCUGCUCCAACGAUGGGAACUCGCUAGUUAGCUUGGCAGCGACCAAAAAGUUUCAGGUUGCUUGCUGCAUUCUUGGACACGGGAUUGAUCGCAAAUAAAAUCAUCUCAGAGAGCUGGUAAUUGAUUGCAUGAUAGCAACUUUGGAUGCAGGAAAAGACGCAAAUUUUAUUUUUAUUAGCAAAAAUGAUGCCUAUCGGAGUGACAAACUGACAUCAACAAACAUUACAACACUCUCCAACUGAUGAACACAUCCAACAUCAAGCUAAAUCUUUUUCGUUAAGAGAAAAUCGAUAGUACAC